AUGGCUCAGCUAAUCCACGACGUCGCUCCAGGUGCGGACAUCAUGUUCUACACCGCUUGGAUUUCGGAUGUCGACUUUGCCAACGGUAUUCUCGCGUUGGCUNNUGACGUGAUUGUCGACGACAUCGGUUACGCCAACGAACCAUGGUUCCAGGAUGGUAUCAUCGCUCAAGCGAUCGAUAUCGUUGUUGCCCAGGGUGUUUCCUACUUCGCUGCCGCUGGGAACAGCGGACGUGACAGUUACCAGGGCGCUUACCAAGACAGCGGCAUCGAUGACGUGGUCGAUGGUACCCUGCACGACUUCGAUCCCGGUAGCGGUGUCGACGUGCGUCAAAGUGUGACGAUUCCGGCAGGCGGCGUUUUCAGCGUGGUGCUGCAGUGGGAUCAGCCGUACGCUUCGGCAGGCGGCCUCGGGGCACAAAGCGACUACGACAUUUACUUGCUGGAUGAUGACGACGAAGUGGUCGCAAGCUCGGUCGACGUGAACGUCGUUACCGGCGAUCCGUUUGAGUUCCUCGGUUACGUCAACCUGAGUACUGAAACUAGCUACCACAUCGUUAUCUCGAAGUUCUCGGGCGACGAUGCUGGCUUGUUGAAAUAUGUCGACUGGAUUGUCAGUCCCGGCGUGACCGUCAACGAAUGGUACACCAACGACGGUACAGCUGUUGGUCACGUGACUGCGGCGGGUACUGCGGCUGUGGGUGCUGCGGCGUUCUAUGAUACGCCUGUCUUCGGCACCAACCCACCAGUUAAGGAAUCGUUCUCGUCGGUUGGUGGCGUGCCAACGUUCUUCGAUCUCGACGGCAAUCGAUUGAACGUUCCUGAGUAUCGUCAGACGCCUGACUUUGUUGCUCCCGACGGAACGAACACCACGUUCUUCGGUCAAGAUAUUCCGGAAGAUAGCGACUUCUUCCCGAACUUCUUCGGUACUUCGGCUGCUGCCCCUCACGCGGCUGCUGUGGCUGCGUUGAUGCUGCAGAAGAAUCCUAAUCUGACUCCUGAGCAGCUCUACGGAAUUCUGGAAGAUACCGCCAUCGACAUGGCCACGAGCGGGCCUGAUAUCGAAACCGGACAUGGUCUGAUCAAUGCUUACGCUGCCAUUGCGGCAACGCCAGCUGUUUCGGGCGGUGGUGGAGGCGACGGCGGUUCGACGGUUGUCGACGCUUGUGGUGUCGCGCUGCCGGAUGGAACGGUUUCGUUCGCAGGGGCGAUCGGUGGUAACUUCUUUGCGACCAACCACGCGAUUCUCGACGGCACGAAUCCUGGUCAGCUCGGAUACGACGACAUCAUCCUCGACUUCCUGCGUGGCAAGGGUACCGCAACCGAAAUUCCGAAGGCGGAAUACUCGAUUGCCGUGGUCGGAAAUGGUGCCGUUGCCUGGUCGUUCUCGAACGGCACGCAAUCGGCGACCGGAUACGAGCGAACCGAUUACUACAAUAUCAACUUCAUCGAUCCGGCUGUCUUCAAUGAACUGAUCAAUCACGAUCUGAUCAUUAUGCUUUCGGGUGAAGAUGCUGUGACGGACGGCCUUUCCUCUUCGGAAAUGGCUCUGUGGGCAACCGUGGAAGAUAACCUGGCCAAUGCCGUGAACGAUCGCGGUUUGGAUCUCUGGGUUGGUGCUUCCGGUGGCGACAACGACUACUACGAAUUCCUGCCGACAGGGGCACUUUCGGCGGUAACGCAAACGGGCCUCGAUCCACUGGAUGGCUUUGAAGUCACCGCUGAAGGUCAGCUGAUCGGCGUGACCGAAGCCAUGGUCGACGCAGCCGAUGCGGAAGAGUACUUCGAUGUCAUCGACAACGAUUUCUUCUCGCUGGAACAACGCUUCCUGGGCGAACCAAUUUCGAUCGCCGCUUCGGGAAUUGCCUUCUACAACGACGAAGUCAUUGCUGCUUCCGACGUGCCUGGUGGUACGACCCAGGGAAUGAUUGGUCUGGCGUUUCAAGACCUAGACAUGGAUGGCUUCCGCGAUCCAAUCGAGUCGGGUGUCGCAGGGGCGAAGUUCUUCAUCGACUAUAACGGCGACGGUCUGAUUGGACUGUGCGAACCAACGGCGACUUCGAACGCGUUGGGGCAGUUCCACUUGCGAUCGGCCUACUCCGGUACGUUCCAGAUCAUGCCGGUUCCAACGGCUGGGUCGGUGAUCACGACCACGAAUCCGGUUUACGUCACGAUCAACACGGACGGUUCCGCUUCGCUGAGUGCACCACUCGAGUUCGGUGUGAUCUCGGGUUCCGACUCGGGCGAUAGCGGCCUGGGCGGUUCGGUGCCGGUCGCUCCUGGUGCCUACCUCGGCAAUAGCCCAAUUGAAGAUGACGGUGUUUUCUUCAAUAACGGUAUUAAGAAGGGAACCAACACGGUAACGAUCACUUCCAGCGUGACUCACAACAAUGUCGUGAUGAACGCUUGGCUAGAUCUAAACAAAGAUGGUGACUUCAACGACGCCAACGAACGCAUCUUCACCNNUGGCCAGAACGAGUACACGUUCACGAUUCCAACGAACGUGUUUGACGAUUCGGUUUUGCCGGAACUGGCUCGUUUGGCUGCGAACAUGCGAUUCCGCGUCGGUCCGACGUUGAACAUCGGUGCUACCGACAACGAUGCGUUUGGUGAAAUCGAAGACUACAAAGUCUUCAUCACUCAGCCUGCCGACAGUGGCUUGACCGCUCGAGACGAUGUCUUCUCGUACGAAGAUGACACCGCCGAUCAGGUCUUCCAUGUCUUGGCGAACGACAGCAGCUUCUUCAAUCGAUCGCUGCGAAUCGUUGCCGGCAGUGUGACGAACAUCAGCCCUGUCGAAACCCCACCGCUGGACAUCACUGUUUCGGACGAUGGAACGCGUAUCAUCUUCGACGCUUCUGGGGUCGUUGAUCUGACCGAAGACAUCACGUUCGAGUACACCGUGAUCGAUUCGGCAGGCGUCACUGCAACCGCAACGGUCACGUUGGUUUCGCCGGUAGAUCCAGUCGUGCCUCCAACGACAUCGGGCACACUGGCGUUUAACAACACCAACAUGGUUACCGACGUGAAUAACGACGGAAACCUGAGCGGUUUGGACUAUGUAACGAUCUUGAAGGAACUGCGAACCGUUGGUGCUCGUAACCUGCCUAACCUAGGCAGCGGAUCGUCGAACUUCACCAAGUUCAUCGACGUAAACGGUGACGGUCGAUUCUCGAAUCUCGACUUGCUGGCAAUCAUCAACAUGAUGAACUCGCCAUUGGCUGGAGAAUCCACGCCAGCUGUCGAAGUGAUUGCUGCCGUCAAGCAAGAGGAAACGGUCGCUCCUGUCGCAACGACGCCAGAAGUCGCUGCAGCGACUCAGCCGCGUACUGCCACGGUGUUCCAGCCGAUCUUCGCCAGCAUGAUGUCGACGACGACUUCGAGCGAAGGCAAUGUCGUCGAGACGGAAAUCGUCAGCGAAGAAGAUCUCGCAGAUGCGACGUUCAGCUCGCUUGGAACGACGCAAAGCUAUCUGCUUUGGGGUAGUGACGACGAACUUGAUUUCGCUGCGGAAUCAGGCGACUCGGAAGAUGACAUCUUCGCCGACGAAGCCUUGACGAAGGCCGAUUGCGCCGGGUCGGCAUUUUACCUAUUCGAGAUUUAA
This is a messenger RNA of Symbiodinium sp. CCMP2456, 3603 nucleotides long. The record is from the annotation of a GenBank genome assembly. Lineage: Eukaryota; Dinophyceae; Suessiales; Symbiodiniaceae.